Molecule: messenger RNA, 333 nt
Organism: Fusarium oxysporum Fo47
Lineage: Eukaryota; Fungi; Ascomycota; Sordariomycetes; Hypocreales; Nectriaceae
Exons: 3
Coding region: 1-333 (110 amino acids)
Source: RefSeq, a predicted model, not a curated record
AUGCAGACCUAUUUCGCUUUCGUCGCGAGCCUUCUCGCUGCUACUCCCGUUCUGGCCAUUAUUGACGUUACGAUCUAUGAUGGUGUUUCUGGCCAAGGACCUUCCAAGGAGUUACAACUCACCCCUGGCGGUUGUAGGAAUCUUGACACUGAAUGGGGGGACAGGAUGGCGUCUUUCUCAAAGUCGCAGGAUGCGAAAUGCAGGAUUUAUCAGAGAAAUAACUGCGCGGGCCCAGCUACCGAAUUUGCCACGUAUGGGGAGAGGCAGGCCUUUAUUUGCUUUCUCGACGAUGCCUUCGAGAACCGUGUCAACAGCAUCAAGUGCUGGCCUUAA